This is a messenger RNA of Xiphophorus hellerii (green swordtail), 3382 nucleotides long. Its product is annotated as cAMP-regulated D2 protein. The transcript is spliced from 8 exons. The record is from RefSeq and is a predicted model, not a curated record. NCBI's taxonomy places the organism in Eukaryota, Metazoa, Chordata, Actinopteri, Cyprinodontiformes, Poeciliidae. The coding region runs from base 784 to 2595 and encodes 603 amino acids. Gene Ontology annotation, molecular function: cholinesterase activity.
UAAAAGUUGAAUUUUUUUUUUUACCUUUGAAACUCAGAAAAUGUCCAAAAGUCGAAAACUUUUGAAACGCAUAAAUGUACACAGGUAUUUUUCUAGAAAAUUUCUGAGAUUAAUCUCAAAACCUGGGAGUUUUUUUCUAUCUACAAUGGCCCUAAUAGAUUGCCAUAGGCUCUUUGUAUAAAGCGCAAUAAAGAGUGAAGGUGUAACAUGACAAAAUGAGAAUAAGUUGAAACAGUUUGAAUGUUUUUUUUAUUUGCAAAUGACACUGUGUUUUCCUUUCUUCAUACAGAUGACCCCAUGGUGACCUCCCAGAUUUUCCAGUUUUGUGUUGUGCUACAGGAGACCAAUAGGUGGCACUGUGUACUUUACUGCAAUUUCACUUAAAGCUACACUAAAGGAAUCCCCCCCUCCAAAAAAAAUAUAUCUAUAAAAUAAAAUGUAUCUCACUGAAACAGAAAAGACUUUUAACAGACUUCCAAACCUUGUUUUGCUCCACAUAAAUCCAGAAUAUUCCCUUUACCUUGGAUGUAUGACUGUGAUUAGCCUGGAUUAGGCAAAUAAAAGGCCAGUGGUCUUCUAUUAGUGGUCUUGGAGUCCAUUUGUCCAGAGUUAAUUCAGUGGUCAGAGAAGGCACCUUUUGUCUAAAACAGAACCAGGCAAAUUCUAGUCACGCGCCGCCUGCGAAGAGCUCGAGGAUCGCCUCUGCCUCAUCUCAUAACUCAAGUCAAACCAUGAUCUAGGCAGCGAGCCGUCCAGAGCUAUAAGAAGCUCCGUGGUGCGAUUAUGGAGAGCCGGCAGUGUCUGCUGCUGCUGCUGCUGCUGACUGCAGUUACUUUAAGGCCUUGCCCUGGAGAGCCGAGGGGAAAUGACGAUGGCGUCGACCCCAUCGGCCUUCUGAGAAAUAUUUACGGCAGGCUGCUGGUGAGGGCCGAGCCGUUCGUCAGGGACUCUGAGCUUAAAGAGCUGAGGCGCCCAGCGGAGCCUGCAGUCACACAGCAAACUGAGGGCAGAGCCGGCGCUGAUGGGCCGGUGGCGUUUACCAAAAACGGGCAGAUCAAGGGCGUUACUGUGGAUAAGGCCCACAUAUUCUACGGGGUGCGCUAUGCAGACCCUCCAGUCGGUGCCUACCGCUGGAAACCCCCGAGACCUGUGAGCCCGUGGUCUGGGGUCUACGAUGCGUCGUUCCCUCGGCCGGCGUGCAUGCAGGUCUGCAGUGGAUCCACCUCCUCGGAGUGUCCUAAGAAGCUCAGCGAGGACUGCCUCUACCUCAACGUCUUCGUGCCUCUGGAUCUCAACUUCACCUCCCCUCUGUGGCGCCCCCUGCCGGUCAUGGUGUGGAUCCACGGGGGUGACUUCAUAGCCGGCUCGGCCUCCAAGCCCGUGUAUGACGGACGCUUCAUCAGCAACUUCACUUGCACGGUUGUUGUGAACGUGGAGUACCGACUAGGGGCAUUUGGAUUCCUGGUGUCGGGUAAAGAUCCUCUGUCCUCCGCUACGGGGAAUUACGGGAUCCUGGACCAGCAGGCGGCGCUCUUCUGGGUGCAGCAGAACAUCGCGGCGUUUGGGGGCGACCCUAGCAAGGUUACGAUAUUUGGAGAGAGUGCCGGCGCUCAGUCGGUGAGUCUUCACUUGAUGAUCCACAGCAGCAAACCUCUGUUCAAACAGGCCGUCCUGCAGAGCCUGCCCUUUUCCAUCCCACUCAAGACCAGACACGACGCCCUGAGGCUGGGGAAAGACUUCGCUAAAGAGACCAACUGCUCGGCGAGCGACUUCGUCUGCCUGCUGUCUCUCACUCCGCAGGCCGUCCUGGCUGCACAGAUGAAAACAAGCUCUAAGGUCGUGAACCCGUUCAGGUUCCUGGAGGUUUUCGAGACGUGGGGCCCGCACAUCGACGGAGAGCUGAUCACAGAGCAGGCCAUCACCGCCUUCCAGAAGGGCGACUGGCAAAAAGAGAAGGCGUUGCUGCUCGGAACGACCUCUGAAGAAGGAGUGCUGUUUGUUUACGGCGUCUUCGGCAAGCCAGUGUCUGUUGUGGAGGCCACCGUGUACAUCGCAGCCAUCUUUAAGCAGCACUCUCUGAGGAUCCUACACGAAUACCUGCCGCUCUACAAGGAGGCUGACCGCAGAAACAUGCUAACACAGAUUAUCACCGAUUACGUGUUCCUGUGUCCGUCCAGGAGGUCGGCGCGUGCCGGAACAACUGCUGGCGGUCAUGUAUGGAUGUACGUGUUUGACCAUGUGGCCUCAGACCGCGGCGUCUGGUCCGGUCUCACAUUCUGCUACGAGCACGUCUGCCACGGGGCGGAGCUGCCCUUUCUCUUCGACUCUUCCCCGGUGGCCAACUACUCCCUGACCUUGCCUGAAAAGCUCCUGUCUAACCGGAUGCUGUGCUACUGGGGGGCUUUCGCACACACUGGUGACCCAUCAUCAAGGGUUGAGCGGACGGUUUUCUGUCGCGAGCAACGUCUUCCCGUUUGGCCACGCUAUUCUGACACCAGUGGCUGGCUCUUCAUGAACCUGACGGUGCGGUUGCAUGCGCAAGUCGGAACCAGAAACCAUAUAUGCGACUUCUGGGACCAGCUGGGCAUCUACUAGCUGGUUGCAGCUGGUUAGAGAGAUUAGGUUGGGUCUUAAUGAACAGCAUUGCCAUAUUUUACAACUUAGGAAAGAAGUCAAGAAACUAAACUUGUUCAAUGAAGAUAUGCAAACCUAUUUUAUCGUCUCUUCCGAAGACUUUGAUAGUGAAAAUCACAUCAGCAAGAGAGAAGAACAAUACAAAGAACUUCUAGAAAACUGUACAAAUGUGCAAGGAUGCCAUUUGUGUCAUAAUGUGUGGUGUGUCAUGCUAACCAUGCUAAAGUCAACAUACAAUAUGUUAUAAACUAGUCAAGCAAUUUUAUGCAAUGACAGCAGUAACAAUGCAAUGAUUCUUUCUAUGCAUUAAAACAUUGUCAGAAUAAGGCUUGACAAAAAAUAAGUUACAGACCUUUAAAAGUAAAAUUAUUAGACUAUAGCUUCUACUUUGUCAAAUAGAUUUACUCAUGCCAUUUCCUGUCUAGUUCUUCCGUUUCCUGUUUAUCACAGACUCUGUCUGAUAUGAUAGAAAAAUAAACUUUUUAGCAUAAUUAAUUAAACCUGGUGAUAGUAUCCUGCACCAAUCUGUGGUAUCCGACCCUUGACAUUUUCUGGAGGGGGAUCCUCCAAAGAUAAGACUGGAAGAUCCUUCAACUUACGAUCAUGCAUCUUCGACGUUUGUGCUUUAAGCUACACCAGCGUUUCCUCUUUUUCACUCAGAUAAAACAGAUUCCAACACAUUUGCCCUCUUCUCAUGGAACAUCUUUGUUUGAUGCCUACCCCAAGAGGCUGACACCAGCAGAGCCGU